AUGCUCGAUCCCAUCCCACCACCGCCUGGGUGGCUGCAGGCUCUGGUGACGCCUGCGGCCGAAGCACUGCAGCUGCCCUCUCUGCCGUUCCAUAUCCACGAGGUCGUGUUCGCCUACCUUCUUUACCAGACCAUCGAGAGUGUCGUUUCACCCUGGCUGUCCAAUGCUCUGUUUCCAAACAUCUAUCGGAGACUGAACAGGCGAACAAGAAUCAACUGGGACGUCCAUGUGGUCUCUCUCGUUCAGUCAUGCCUGAUCAACGCCCUAGCACUAUGGUGGCUCAUCCAGGCCUUUGCGACCGGCUACUUCGUGUGGGACUUGAUAGUCAGCACACGACAUUUCAGUAUCUUUGGCAUCGGCAUCUGGUUCCAUGCCAUCAGCGCCCUAAGCGUUUUUGCUCUGGGAUUCAGGCCGUUCGUAAAUUACUACGGUCCAGUAUUCAUCCUUUACGAGCUAUCGACGCCAUUUCUUAACAUCCACUGGUUCUGCGACAAGCUCAACAUGACUGGUGGGACAUUACAAUGGUACAAUGGCAUCAUGCUGUUGGCAACCUUCUUUUGCUCGCGCCUCUGCUGGGGCACAUACCAGUCAUGGCUUGUAUUCCAGGACAUCUGGACCGUGCUCCAAGACUAUCCAUCAGCCCCGGCGCACGUGCGAGAUGUCCAUGCCAGUCCCGCUGCCGCAAUAUUCGUCCCACGCGAUGGACAGCUCUGCAUGGGUCAAGACACGUGCUUGAGGGCGCAGAGCGAGGUCAUGAAGUUCGCGAAUGACAGGACGCCAUACGUGCCGCUGUGGUUGGGACUGGUGUACCUGGCGAGUAAUUUUAUCCUACACACUCUCAAUUUCUACUGGUUCGGAAGGAUGAUUGAGACUGUCCGGAAGAGGUUCGACGACAAGCCAAAGACAGACAAGCUCCAGAGGCGUCAGAGCAUCAUUGAGGAGAUGGCCGACGAGCUCGAUCAGGGAGAGAUCUCGGGGUAUGGCGUACCUACGCCGGGCGUAGAGAAGAGCGAGCAGCAAGCUUUCAGCACGGCAGUAGACGGAGACAGCAACACGACAACGCGCAGGAAAGAGCUGUAA
Molecule: messenger RNA, 1080 nt
Organism: Cyphellophora attinorum
Lineage: Eukaryota; Fungi; Ascomycota; Eurotiomycetes; Chaetothyriales; Cyphellophoraceae
Product: putative TLC domain-containing protein
Exons: 3
Coding region: 1-1080 (359 amino acids)
Biological process (GO): lipid homeostasis
Cellular component (GO): endoplasmic reticulum; membrane
Source: RefSeq, a predicted model, not a curated record